AUGGAGUCUCAAAAAACUGAAUACACCAGUCCAACCACCAACAUAUUGUCAACAUCAGGUAUGUCACAAUCCACUUUGGAGAUGUCUUCAGUUGAGAUGUCUACUAAAGAACAUGGUUCCACAAGCCAUCCUUCAAUGGAAAGUACAGCUAUUGUCUCAACCACAGAAUAUCAUAUUUCCAAACCAUUCACAAAUACAAACUCUCCAAAGACAACUGAAUCAUUGACGUCCCCCUCCACUACACACAUAACAUCCUCACCUGUUAUUACAAGACAAGACGUAACUGCAACUCAAACCCAAAGCACAUCAAUUCCUAUCUCAAUGGAGUCUCACACGACUGAACAUACGAGUCCAACCAACAAUAUAUUGCCAACAUUAGGUAUGUCACAAUCCACUUUGGAAAUAUCUUCAACUAAGAUGACUACUGAUGAACAUGGGUCCACAAGUAUAGGCCAACCUUCAAAGGAAAGUACAACUGUGGUCUCAACCGCAGAAGAGCGUCUUUCCACAUCAUUCACAGCUACAAACUCCCCAAAGACAAUUGAAUCAGUGACGUCCACCUCCACAACAGCCAAAACAUUCCAACCUGUUGUUACAAAAGAAGACAUAACUGCUACUCAAACCCAAAGCACAUCAAUCCCUACCUCAAUGGAGUCUCAAAAAACGGAAUACACCAGUCCAACCACCAACAUAUUGUCAACAUCAGCUAUGUCACAAUCCACUUUGGAGAUGUCUUCAAUUGAGAUGACUACUAAAGAACAUGGUUCCACAAGCCAAUCUUCAACUAAAAGUACAACUGUGGUGUCAACCGCAGAAGAUAAUCUUUCCUCAUCAUUCACAACUACAAACUCCCCAAAGACAAUUGAAUCAGUGACAUUCGCCUCCACCACAGCCAUAACAUUCCAACCUGUUGUUACAAGAGAAGACAUAACUGCUACUCAAACCCAAAGCACAUCAAUCCCUACCUCAAUGGAGUCUCACACGACUGAACAUACGAGUCCAACCAACAAUAUAUUGCCAACAUUAGGUAUGUCACGAUCCACUUUGGAAAUAUCUUCAACUAAGAUGACUACUGAUGAACAUGGGUCCACAAGUAUAGGCCAACCUUCAAUGGAAAGUACAACUGUGGUCUCAACCGCAGAAGAGCGUCUUUCCACAUCAUUCACAGCUACAAACUCCCCAAAGACAAUUGAAUCAGUGACGUCCACCUCCACAACAGCCAAAACAUUCCAACCUGUUGUUACAAAAGAAGACAUAACUGCUACUCAAACCCAAAGCACAUCAAUCCCUACCUCAAUGGAGUCUCAAAAAACUGAAUACACCAGUCCAACCACCAACAUAUUGUCAACAUCAGCUAUGUCACAAUCCACUUUGGAGAUGUCUUCAAUUGAGAUGACUACUAAAGAACAUGGUUCCACAAGCCAAUCUUCAACCUAAAAUAAGAGUACAAACUGUGGUGUCAACCGCAGAAGAUAAUCGUUCCUCAUCAUUCACAGCUAGGAAACUCCCCAAAGACAAAUUGAAUCAAGUGACAUCCACCUCCACAAUAGCCAAACAUUCCAAACCUGUUGUUACAAAAGAAGACAUAACUGCUACUCCAAACACCCAAAGCCCAUCAAUCCCUACCUCAAUUGAGUCUCAAAAAACGGAAUACACCAGUGCCAACCACCAACAUAUUGUCACAAAAUCAGCUAUGUUACCAAUCCACUUUUGGAGGAUGUCCUUCAAUUGGAAUGACUACUAAAGAACAGGGUUCCACAAGCCAACCUUCAACCUAAAAGUACAACUGUUGGUGUCAACCGCAGAAGAUAAUCUUGCGCUCAUCAUUCACAAAUAACAAACUCCCCAAAGACAAUUGAAUCAGUGACUUCGCCUCCACCACAGCCAAACAUUCCAACCUUUGUUACAAGAGAAGACAUAACUGCAACUCAAACCCAAAGCACAUCAAUCCCUACCUCAUGGAGUCUCACACGACUGAACAUACGAGUCCAACAAACAAUAUAUUGCCAACAUUAGGUAUGUCACGAUCCACUUUGGAAAUAUCUUCAACUAAGAUGACUACUGAUGAACAUGGGUCCACAAGUAUAGGACAACCGUCAAUGGAAAGUACAACUGUGGUCUCAACCGCAGAAGAUCGUCUUUCCACAUCAUUCACAGCUACAAACUCCCCAAAGACAAUGAAUCAGUGACGUCCACCUCCACCACAGCCAUAACAUUCCAACCUGUUGUUACAAGAGAAGACAUAACUGCAACUCAAACCCAAAGCACAUCAAUCCCUACCUCAAUGGAGUCUCACACGACUGA
Molecule: messenger RNA, 2304 nt
Organism: Coregonus sp. 'balchen'
Lineage: Eukaryota; Metazoa; Chordata; Actinopteri; Salmoniformes; Salmonidae
Source: the annotation of a GenBank genome assembly